AUGCCAUCGAUUGUUGAGUGUUUCCGGUCAGCCAAGCAUACCGUCUGUUCGAAAAAUGUUCGAGUUUUCAUUAUGUUUAUCCUAACCAUUUCAACAGCAAUAGUUGAAAUCAUCUAUGGCAUUCGUACACAUUCGAAUUCCUUAAUCGCCGAUGGAUUAUAUUCAUUCGCAGAGGGUUUAUGUUUGAUUGGAGUCAUGAUAGUACUUCGUUAUUCGUACGGAAAUUAUACGAAGAAAAACAACACAUUUGGCUAUGAACGUUUAGAAUUAUUAUUUGGUUUAAUUCAAGAAGUAUUUCUUCUCUCGAUAUCCUUGGGCAUUAUUGUCGAUGCGGUGAAUCAUUUAGUCAAUCCCAUUCAUGUCAAUGAUCCUAUGUUGAUGAUCAUUCUGGGAAUAAGCGGAAUAUUCAUUGGUAUACUUGGAAUGAUUAUGUUCUGGGGUUACCAUCACGAUCACGAUAUCGAAGAAGAAAUUAACGCAAAGAAAAAAGUCGAUUUUCUGCAUUGGACGAAAACACCAUUACUAGCAUCACAAAUCCCAUCGAGUGAACAAGUCACCACGGAUACAACUGUCGACAUCAAAACAAAACCACUACCUGAACUCGACGCAUUCACAUAUGAAUAUGUUCAAAUCGAAGAAUCAAGAAUCUAUGCGACUCUGCAUGCCCUAUGUUUACAUUCAUUCGUAGUCUUAUUGGAAUCAUUAAUUGUCGUAGUCUCCGGUUUACUAAUUCAUUUCAUUCCACACAAAGAUUCAGUGACACAUAAAGAUAUCAACAUUUGGCUGAAAUAUAUCGAUCCAUGUCUAACUUUAAUUAUGGUUGUUAUCAUUGCUGUUCGUGCUAUCCCGGUGAUUUGGUCGAUAAGUGCGAUUUUAAUCGAAAAUGUGCCCGGUGGUAUUGAUACUCGCAUAUUAAUGGAAGAGAUUGUCAAAGCCAUUCCGGAAAUAAAAAGCAUACAUAGUUGUCACAUUUGGAGAGCGUCAGCUAAAGAAAUCUAUGCUACAAUGCAUUUGGUCUGCGAUCAAGACAUUCUGUUAAGUACAUGUACAAAUGAAUACGGACGAACAAUACGAAAGAUCCUAACAAAUUAUUGCAUUCGAUAUUUUACUUUACAAUUCGAAUUUGUUAAAUCAAAUGAAUCAGAUCAAAUGUCUGUAUAUCGCUGUGCACAUGUAUUACAUCGAAGACGGCGUGGACACACAUUAGAUGAGCCGAUAAUCAAAUUAGCGAAAGAUGCUAUUGAUCAUAUUCAUUAG
Molecule: messenger RNA, 1257 nt
Organism: Adineta ricciae
Lineage: Eukaryota; Metazoa; Rotifera; Eurotatoria; Adinetida; Adinetidae
Source: the annotation of a GenBank genome assembly